Oryza sativa Japonica Group (Japanese rice) is the source of this 1140-nucleotide messenger RNA. RefSeq names its product protein Iojap-related, mitochondrial. Gene Ontology annotation, molecular function: ribosomal large subunit binding. The record is from RefSeq and is a predicted model, not a curated record. Gene Ontology annotation, biological process: negative regulation of translation; negative regulation of ribosome biogenesis. NCBI's taxonomy places the organism in Eukaryota, Viridiplantae, Streptophyta, Magnoliopsida, Poales, Poaceae.
GUGGGCCGGGAUAGGCCAACGUAUGUGACGCGCGACCGCGAGAUAGCGAAGCAGGCCGCCUAGCCUAUUCUCGCCGCCGUCUCCGCCGCCGCCGAUGUUGUCCGCCGCGCGAUCCGGAGCCCUGGCGCGAUGGCGUCCCCGGGAGACCCUCCUCCCUCGCCUCCUCUCCUCCUCCGCCACCGGCGCGGCCUCCCCGCCUGCGCGGCAGGCGGCGCUGCUGGAGCUCCCGGAGGUGGAGAAGGUGCUGCGCGACGUGCGGGCGGGGGACGUGCGCGUCUUCCCCGUCGGCGAGGGCGGGCUGCAUGGCGGCUCCUGCGCCGACUACAUGGUCGUCGCCACCGGCCGCUCCGACUGGCACGUCCGCAACAUCGCCCAGGCUCUACUCUACAAGAUAAAACAGAAGCAGAAGGGUUCUGAUAGAAUAUUGAUGCCAAGUGUUGAAGGCCAGCAAGCUGGAAAGUGGAUUGUCAUUGAUUCUGGAAGUAUCAUCAUUCAUGCACUUGAAGAAAGAGCAAGAGAAUAUUAUGAUUUGGAAAGCAUUUGGACAAAAGAAGUGUCUCCAAACAUUUCUGUUCAGGAAUUGGAAACUUCCCUUGUGAAGACACGCCGCAGGGACCACUCUCAGAAACCCAUGAAGAGCAUUUGAGUACAUGAGCUAGUUCCAUGAUCUAUGAUCUGUGAUUGUCAACAAAGAUGAUAAAGUGGUGUCAAGCAUGUAUUUGCAUCCAAUGAAUUUUGAGGAUGGGUGAGAUGCUUGUGAAUGAGAUCAUCAAGAUGCUGGAUACCUUGUUUCUGUGGGCCUCUCUGCUUGCCUAUGUACUGUGGUUUCUCUUUCUUUCGUUGACAGUAUGGUCUGUACUUUUGAUGACAGCUUUCAAGCUCAAGCAAAGACAAUAUAUGUUAUUCUUUUUCUUUUUUAUCGCCCCCAUGCUGGUGGUUUUUAGAGGGUCAUGUUCGCUCUCUCGAUAUGGCGCCCUUCCCCCCUGUAAGGCUGUAACUGUAAGUUGUGCAGAGAACUCUAACCUGGGGAAGAGCUAACGAUCAGAUAUAUAUUGUAUGAACAAAAUGCAUAGAUAACCCUAGAAAUCUAGAAAAUGGAGAGAAGUUGACAUGAUGGGGUGAUUGGCGUUUGAUGGACAA